AUGACACUCAACAGUGGUUUCAUGGCUGAAGACAAGAAAUGGAUCAAGGUACUCUCAGGGACUGCAAGUCAAGAUGGAUCCUGUAGGACCAUCAUGGACUUCGUUCUUCCCGACUGUCAACUACGUCAAGAUCCCAUCAGCACCUCGAUCUCAUGGGCAUUCGCUUCCUGCACCUCGAUGGUCCCCGCCAUGCAGCACAGCCUGUGA
Fusarium verticillioides 7600 is the source of this 207-nucleotide messenger RNA. RefSeq lists its product as hypothetical. The transcript has 2 exons. Lineage: Eukaryota; Fungi; Ascomycota; Sordariomycetes; Hypocreales; Nectriaceae. The coding region runs from base 1 to 207 and encodes 68 amino acids. The record is from RefSeq and is a predicted model, not a curated record.